Molecule: messenger RNA, 2795 nt
Organism: Stegastes partitus (bicolor damselfish)
Lineage: Eukaryota; Metazoa; Chordata; Actinopteri; Pomacentridae
Product: zinc finger protein OZF-like
Exons: 2
Coding region: 40-1521 (493 amino acids)
Biological process (GO): regulation of DNA-templated transcription
Molecular function (GO): RNA polymerase II cis-regulatory region sequence-specific DNA binding; DNA-binding transcription factor activity, RNA polymerase II-specific
Source: RefSeq, a predicted model, not a curated record
CUCCGGUUAGUUUUAAAGAAGAGAAGCAGGUCUGACACCAUGAACCAGGUGGAUUCUGUCCAGCAGCAGCGGACUGACAGUGUGUGUCUGGAGGACAAAGUGCGGAUGAAACGCCUCCAUGAGCCGCAGGACGUUGUUCUGAAGCAAACCGCUGUGUUGCCUACAGAUGUCCAGAAGGUGUUGGUGAUUAAAGAGGAAGUUCCCCAUGAAUGGAGUGUCACUCUGGACCAGGAGAACCCAGAGCUUCUCCACAUAAUGGAGGAACAGGAGGAACUGUGGACCAGUCAGGAGGAAACUGAUAUCAGCAGGUUUCCAUUCACUGCUGUUUGUGUGAAAAGUGAAGAUGGUGAAGAGAAACCUCAGCCCUCAAAGGCAGAGCCUCCAACCAGCAGCUCAGCUAAACAGAUGAAAUUAGAAGCUGAUGGAGAGGACUGUGGAGCCGGGAACCCAGAUACAAAUAAUAAUUUAGCACCAAAUACUGAUGGGAAGGCUUCAGACUGGACUGAAAUUGAAGUCAGUAUUGAUGAUUAUGCUGAGGAGGAUGAUGAUGAAGACGAAGAUGAGUGGCAGGAACCGUUGUCAGACUCUGGUCCUGAAAUUGAAGACAGGAACAAUGAUUGGAAGGACACCAGGGUGCCUGAACCAGCUGCAAAUAGUGAUGUUGGAUGUAACACUGAGAAAAAACCCUUUAGCUGCUCUGAGUGUGAUAAACAAUUUGUCUAUAAGCAGUCUCUUCAGAGACACAUGGCAUGUCAUACAGAAAAAAUGUUUUCCAGCUUUUCAGUUAAUGAGAAAUAUUUUGGAGUGAAACAAAAUGUAAACUCACAGAUGAGAGUCCUCCAACGAGAGAAACUAUUUGGCUGUAAUGAAUGCGGUAAAAGAUUUCGAUAUCAUUGCGAACUUAAGUUGCACAUGACAGAGCACACAGGAGAAAAACCGUUCGGCUGCAAUGAAUGUGGGAGAAGAUUUAUAGAAAAUGGAUCUUUGAAGAAACACAUGACCAUUCACACAGGAGAGAAACGAUUUGGCUGUGAUGUUUGUGGUAAAAGAUUUAGCCAACAAGGAACUCUGAAGACACACAUGACAGUUCAUACAGGAGAGAAACCAUACAGCUGUUAUGUUUGUGGCAAAAAUUUCAGCCGUCAGUGGGACCUGAAAGCGCACAUGACGGCCCACAUGGAAGAGAAACCAUUUCGCUGUGAUGACUGUGGGAAGAGAUUUUUAGAUCAGAAGAAUCUGAAGAGACAUGUGACAGUUCACACAGGAGAGAAACCAUUUGGAUGCGACACUUGUGGUAAAAGAUUUAGAUUUCCACAUGAUCUUCAAGUACACACUCGAGUCCACACAGGAGAAAAACCCUUUGUUUGCGGUGAUUGUGGAGAAACAUUUAGCCAACAGGGAACUUUGCUGAGACACAUGACUGUCCACUCAGGAGAAAGACCGUUUGGUUGUGAUGACUGCGGUAAACGAUUUACCCGAAAGGCGCAUCUUAAAAGACACAUGGCAGUUCACACGACUUAAUUUAAUAAAAAAUUAUAUUAAUGAUCUCUCUUUUGAAUAUUUAAUUCACGAGAGCGAGAUUGCUCCACAUGUGUGUGCACUAUUCCACUUCUACUCGACCAUAUGGUAGAGCACAUUUUGACUCACUAUGUCAUAUAGAAAAAUGUUGUUUUACUUAAUUCCACCUGUUUCAACCGUCUCUACCAGUCGGUUGAGAAUAGCAUGCAGAGCAAAUUAGUGUCCUCACAGAAAGUACACAAGAGAUGUCACUCCUGACAUGAGGCCUCUGUUUGCUGUAAUUUUCAAAGAUAAGCUUUUUUUUUUUUUUUUUUUGGCAUAUCGUGUCAAAUGACUUACUGAACAUAACUGUGUAACUUGGAACAAAAAAAGAAAGACUGAAAAGGGUCUAAGAAUUCUUUUUAAACAUCCUCUACCAAGCGGUUCAUUUGGCCCUUUAUGGUAAAGGUAGUGAAGCUAAGCAAAUGUAGUUAAAAUUGACUGUUUACUUCAAAAUAAAUAGAAAACGUCUGACGAUGUUCAUAUGCUAAAUUAUGAUCUAUCAUUAUCAAUGCUGAAGUAAGUUUAGAAGUUGUCUAAAAACAUGCUUGACUGAAUGGUUCAGUUGUCCUUCAGUAGUAAAAGUGGUGAUGCAAAGAUAAUAUGUUUACAAUUUUUGUGAAACAAAAACACCAUUACUCCUGAUUUAAUACGAUUUCAUCAUGGAAUAUUUGUAGCAGUAUGGCAUGUCACCAUUUUCUUUCUUUCUUUUUUGCAAAUAAUGGAUGGCUGCAACAACAUUUUAUGGUGCUUGGUAGCGCACGUCUCUGGACCUUAUACCAAGAAAUCCUCAAGACUCUGAUGCUGACCUACCUGGCGAUGAGGAAUUCUGUAUAUAGGAUCCUGAUUAUCAGCCCACACAAGCAGCAGAGACUGGGGACUCUUCCUUUGAAUUUAUGGAUGAGGUGGAAGUUGCUUCAACAAACACAUUUACCAAACCAACGUUCCAUAAGAAGAGGAGAAGAGGGAAAAAUGUCCUCCAAACCCUUUCCUUGGCAGAGCUGGAGGACAGCCCUGACACUAUUUUGCUCAUUGAAAGUUAUGUAUGCAUAGAAAUGUCUUUUAUUUCAGUUAAAUGCAUAAAAACCUAUGCACAUUCUUGAAAAUGCACUUUUGCCAUGAAGAGAUAUCUCAACCGUUUGGUAGAGGCUAAUAUUUAAAAAACUGUGGGGUCUGUUCAUAAAAAACAACAUUGAUUGUUGUUAUUAGUGCCCCAUGGAAAUAAAAAAUAUCAUGAC